CUUCAACCGUCAACUUCUCGAUUGGACGCGCUGGGAAAAGUACAAUAUCACCCUUUCGUCGCCGAUCACCGACCUCACAAACUACCACAUCAAACCGUCGACCCUUACACGUGUUUUCUCAAAUUGGAUAAAAAGAGAAAUUGAGGAGAAAAGAAAAGGACCAUCAUGUCGAGCUCACAAGGAACUUUGAGCGCGGUAACAGAUGACCGCAAAGCACGCUUGGCGAAGCUCAAGAACCUGAAGCGAAAACAACCAGCAGACGAGGUCGUCCCCCCGGAGUCAGAACGUGCCGCCUCGCCGCCAGCAGAGCCAGAUGUCACGAAAUUGCACCUCUCCGGUCGGAACUACGACCCCGAAGCACGAGGGCCCAAACUCGGCUUCGAAGCGCCCCCGACACAAGAUUUAGAACAGCCCACGCUCGAGGAGCUCGCGGCAGACAUUGAGGCCGACGUUAGGAAAAAGGCAGCCGAGGAAUCGCAGGACGACAAGGGCAUCGAUCUGUUCAAGCUCCAGCCCAAAAAGCCGAACUGGGACUUGAAGAGGGAUCUGGAGAAGAAGCUGGAGAUCCUCAACGUACGGACAGACAACGCCAUCGCCAGGCUAGUCAGGGAGCGCAUCACAGGAGCACAGAACGCGGCAACGCAAUCGAGACAGGUCGAUGCGGGAAGCAGGGAGGGCGACGCGGCUGGAAUGGACGGCAUCGCGUUAGUCGAAGGAGUCCGCGUCCGCGAGAGGGAGGAAGAGGAGGACGAAAAACGAGACAGGGAAGAGGAUGACGAUCUGGCUGCCUGAG
This is a messenger RNA of Colletotrichum destructivum, 793 nucleotides long. RefSeq names its product Putative mRNA splicing factor Cwf18. The record is from RefSeq and is a predicted model, not a curated record. Lineage: Eukaryota; Fungi; Ascomycota; Sordariomycetes; Glomerellales; Glomerellaceae. The transcript has a single exon. Gene Ontology annotation, cellular component: U2-type spliceosomal complex; post-mRNA release spliceosomal complex. The coding region runs from base 166 to 792 and encodes 208 amino acids.